GAACGACAUGACUUUGUCAGACAACUCCCUGGUCUACCAAGUGCUUCUGCCUGCCUCUUGUGCUGUCUUCAUCAUAGUCGUCGUUCUGGUCAUCGCCUGUUGUCUGAUCAAGAAGAAGAAAAAGUAAAGAGCAGCCCAUUUCGCCAUCAAGAAAAGCCCAUGUCUUCAAGAUGUGAUGAAAUAUACCCCCACCACGUCCCGGGUGGAAACGGGGAGAAUGCAUCCUCCAAACCCAAGUCUUCAGUUUUUGUCUCGUCCGCAAGUUCUCUUGCUCAUGGCUCUCCCAGAAGCUUUGACUUCGCUUCCUCCAAUAAUGAGAGAGUUCCAUGUAACAUUCCCGCAUCUGCAUCAGCUAGCCAGUGCGUUUCUGUUUUGGCUUGUCAACCGAUGCAAUUUGCCACUUUAGGUGGCUCAAAGGAAGAGGAAGAAGAACGAAUUUACGAAACUCUAGACAAAAACUGGAAGCUGAAGUAUGAGGAAGAGAAGCUAAGGAGCCUGGGACGCAAUCAGACAUCUGGUUUUGGAACCGCUAAACCUCUCCAGGGCCCCGAAAACAGCCAGGCUCCAGUUUGGUCGCACAACGCCCUUAACGUCGCCAUACAGGGCAUUCCUUGCCAGUGUGCUGAAACAACGAAGACCAACAAAGUAGUCCCAGAAAUUCCUAAACAGCCUGGGAAACUCGUGUGUCAGAUUUCUUUGUACGAAAUAUCAGAGGAGACAAGCUCUCUCAAGGCCACUGAAGCAAAUUAUUAUUACAUUUUCCAGCAGGAACACACUUCUGCAGUACAGCAUUCCAAGAAUGAUACGAACGAACCCAAGUCUUUCCCUUUUAGAAACGUCCCUUUGCAGAUUGCAUCUUUACUGCCUCAAGACACUAAUCUGAGCACACCGCUGGACAAUUUCAUUCUUGAGCCCGUAAGAGAUCCCCAGCAGUUUUUGGCCAAACGUUUAACUGUUAGCGAAAACACUGGGGGCAAAGUUUCAAAACAAAAUCCGUUGUCUCGCAGAACUUCGUUAAAAAAUUACGAAAAUAUUAAAAAACCAACACACAGCCUACGUCCUGCUUUUCUGCUGAAAAAAUCGGAGAGCUUCAAGGACCCUGCCUGUUCUCAAAAGACGAGUGUCCAACCGAAGAAGAGAAGUGAUUCGUUCAGCAGCAGCCUGCGGGUGCGCCCAGUUGUCAAGCCGUUCGAAAUGACCCCCGAAACAGCUCGAAUCUUGUCCAAACUCGGCCCCUUACCUCCUGUUCCCACUCCUUCAGUCGUCGCGGCGGGAGAGAAUGUUCCAACACCACUCUCCCCCAACUGCCGGAGUCCCCUUGCUCGUAUUUCUCCCGCCACCAGCUUCGACUCAGACUGCCAUAUGACCCAAACGUACCCAAAAACAACUGGUGCGAAUGACAGUUACAGCAGCCACAGUUCACAUGAACGAUCCCAGAGCACCAUAGCUGCUUCUCAAGACGAGACUACAUCCAAUCAAACAGAGACUACUCGGGCAGUGCUCCACGUAUCAAACUGCUCAGCUGAUAUCUCCCGGGAUUCCACCCUCCGGAAGAAAAAGCCAGACUACAACAACAGGGUUUGCCCAUCUGAUUUGAAAACUUCCAGCCAUAAAGACAUGUCUAAACGACUUCUGAAAGUAGAAAACCCAAAUUUCCAUCGGCGGUCAGGCCACGACAAUUCUCAACCUCACUUCGCCGAUAAUGUCACUGCAGCCAAUACCGCGACUCGCCCAAGCGGCCUCGAUCCCGAUAACCAUUAUUUCAUAUUGGAAGCAAACCAACGCUUUCGCAACAGUAACUACUCUAGUUCUAGUGCUUAUUAUACAACAAGUGAUGAGGAAGCUUGAAGGAAUGCAGGAUGUUCCCAAAUAAUUGAUAUUUCCCAAGGGAAGAGCAAAUCCAAUAACAUUUCUUUAAGUCUUGUCGUUAAGUAACGUGACAUAUUUAAGGAAGUGUAAUGAUGACUUUUCAUGGAGGAGAUGUGUGGAAAGAGACAUGAGAGAGAUGAAGCCCACUUGGGACGAGCUGGGAAGAAUGUCCCAGGACAGAGACAAGUUGUAGGAGCUGGUAUGUGGCCUAUAUCCUGCCGGGGGUGAAAGGCUUUAAUAAUGAAUUUGAAUGAUGACUGUAGAUAAUCCUUUACCUUUAUGUUAUUAUCCACUGGCUACACACUGUUAGGAUGAUUCUUGGUUUUUAAAAAUGUCAUCCCUUUUGUUGUUAAGCUGCUCUUCUGAAGACUGUCAAAAGAACAUAAUGUGAAACAAUGUACAUGCUUGUAGUUUUUGAAGAGAUUGUCUGUUUUCAUUAUUUAUUUGUUGUUGUACAAAUACAUAUUACAAUGUAUUAAAAGUAUCGACAAAAGGUCUAAUCGCUUUAUUGUUCUCAAAAUCUUUGCUACCGUAACUUAAAAAAUUCCACAUCGUAAUGUCCACUUAUUCACACAAAACUACGAAGAGCAACCUCUCAUAUUUUUUUUCUCACAUGCAAAUACGAAGACAAACACACAUCACACACUUACACGCGUACUUUAUUUACUUUAUAAACGUUUGAUUGUAACAUGGAAAGAAGAAGAAGAAGAAGAAGAAGAAGAAGAAGAAGAAGAAGAAGAA
Messenger RNA from Aplysia californica (California sea hare), 2610 nucleotides. RefSeq lists its product as uncharacterized. The record is from RefSeq and is a predicted model, not a curated record. Lineage: Eukaryota; Metazoa; Mollusca; Gastropoda; Aplysiida; Aplysiidae.